Molecule: messenger RNA, 6979 nt
Organism: Bursaphelenchus okinawaensis
Lineage: Eukaryota; Metazoa; Nematoda; Chromadorea; Rhabditida; Aphelenchoididae
Source: the annotation of a GenBank genome assembly
AUGCUAGACAAUGACACUUUAUCUUCAAAUGGAACUAGUUCUUCGUCUAAUACCAAUUCUACGAAUGAUACAUCGAUAUCUAGUACGAAUUCAUCAUCUGAUUAUAUUGCCAAUGGUACAAGUGCACUUGACGAUGAUAAUGGGACUGUUAUAACAGUUUUGCCAAGUGGAGUAAGUACUAUGGACUUUACUUUUGAUAAUUUGACUACAACUUACUUAAAUCUAACAACUAUUGAUCCUAUUUAUGGAAACGAAAGUGCUACAACAUCAGUGAACAAUGAUACUGCUUCUGAAGUUGGAACGAGUACUUUGACUGUUGAUACUACUGAGAGUAAGUUUUUUCCUAUUUUUGUUGUACUAUAAUAUGAUUACCGGACUUUAAGUCCUUUUUUUGACCUAUGAUUAUUAUUUUUUAUUACUCAUACUUCAGUUAAGUGAAUUUCAUAAAUUUAAGUUUUUCUUAUCAAUUUUUAAUAAUAAUUUAAUUUCAGCCACAACCGUUUCAAACAAAUUAGAAGAAAUCGACUGGGAGCAAUAUUACGAUAGGUUUGUGAUGAGUGAAGACAUAGCCAAUGAAAUUCUACAGAAACAGAUGAAAACAAGAGAGGCCAAGGUCAGAGAAAAACUUGACUAUUAUGAAAAUUGGGUUCGUAAUCAAGGUGCUGCACUGUAAGUAACUUUUCUUUGAAGUCGAUGGGUGGGAUUUUUUAAAUUUUAUUUCAAUUUUUUUAUUUUUCAAAGCUUGGAUUUGGGGGUAAAUAGAGGAAGGGAAUGAGUAACGCACCGAACCCACUUUUGAGGUCCGGCCCAGACCUGGUGCUCAACGUUUAGGGCUGGGUCGUUAACAAUUACACGGAGCUACUUUUCAAUACUAAUUCUUGGUCUGGCACGGCUUGUUUUUACCUUCACUCAUUGAUCGCUAUUUGUAAACCUCUCUUUUGUUUCAGACUAGCCCUACCAGCCUUUAACAUGCUGAUUCUAAUAAUAAUGGGCGUGUCAUUCCUAGCAAGCUUCAAACCGCGUAAGAAACCAUCUGUUCCUGAAAUGGUCUACUAUAUUCAUCAAGCAAUGAUUCCAUAUAUGAAAUUAGAAACAGCAGAGGAGACAGCAACAACUCAAGUUCCUACUCCCAAUCAUGGUAAAGUACGUCAGUUUUUCAACAGAUUGACACGUCGUAAGUUAGGAAAAUAGUCCGCUGCUAUUAAUAAUUGGAUAAUAAAAUCCUUUUUUGUCAACUCUGGUCUUUGAGAAUUGUCUUAACUUAUAUUGUGAUAGGCUUUGAUUGUUAAAUAAAAAUCUACGAUUUGGAUUUUUAAAUGUUUUAAAAUAAUUUUUAAAAUUUUUGUGUCUUCAAAUCUCCACACCGCCGAAAAACGUCUCGGCCCAAACUUGCGGUACUUAAAAAUGCGUCUUUCUUAUCCUUUACAAACCUUUCGGCAAUGAGCUGUUCCCUUUAUUCCCUGGUUCCCAUGAAAAUGUCGGAAACCGGGGCCAACCAGUACUUGUAACACUCGUUAAAGGAUUCGGCCCAAGGUAUCGAAAUGGCCUUCCGCCGACGCAAACAUAAACGCCGGAUGAAUGACGAUCCGCUCGCGGGUUUGGGCCGCUGUUUUUUGAUUUUUUGGGUUUUUGGAGAGGGAGGGGGAAGUGAAAAAAUUGGGUUUUUGAGGAGAGGGGUAAAAAUAGGUGGUUUGAGGGGGAGGAGGGAUAUAGAUAAUGUGAGCUAUAAAAAGUUAUAGUAAACUUUCUUUAGAAUCAGGAGGAAGAAUUUUUUUUAAGAAUAGGCUAUUAAAGUACUAAUGUGUAUAAUAGGAAGCAGUGGAAAAAUUUUUUAAAAAAUUUUAAAUUUGUAUGUACUGCCUCGUCAUAUUGUCUAUAUCAUCCCAUCUUCAGCUCUACAUGUCAUUUGUUUAAAGAUUCUAUUAUAGUCCACUGUCUAUAUUAGAGUAGACUUAUACGAACAGGACUGUUUCCGACAGUUCGCGUUUGUAUAAAUAUAAAUUUAUGCAGCCCUAGGCUUAUUACAAGUCGGGCCUUAGGAGCUCUCAAGUGCCAAUUUCCAGAAGACGAUAGAUGGUGGUCUGUAAACGACAGGAAGGCCUUGAGACUAAUCGUUUCGGAACCUCUUUUUCUCCCUUUUUCCGACAUCUGAAGGGUUUACGGUGGAAGGCUUCGAAUUGCUGCAGAGAUCCGCCAACUACCGGCCUAAGGGGGUUUACACAUAACUGGGCGGGUGUGACGUACUUUAGGAAGGUUUUAAUAGGUUUUCUUAAAUUGGUUGUUUUGGAGGGUAUUGGUAGAUUUUUGUGAAAAUUAGUGAUUUUAUUACACCAAGGGUUAACUUUUUCUACAGUAGGCUUUUGGUUUAGUAAGAUCAGACUUUAGGUUGAUUAGAGAAAAGGGAGACGGGAUGAUGAGUGGGAAGUGAGUCCCAAAUGGAAUUAUUAGAGGCCCGCGGUCAAAAUAAAAAUGAAAACUUUUUCUACUUUUUACUUGUUAUACGUGGUUCCUUAUCACUGCUACUAAUCAUAAUAAAUUCUGUCAAUAAAAUCUUCAAAAUUAGAUAUCAAAAAUUAAAAGUACAAAAAACCACCUUGCCACGCUAAAAAAGAACGUUACAUUUGAGAUGUAAACAUGAAGAGUAGGCGUCUCAACUUUAGCCACAUCUAGGGUUUCAUUACGUUGAGGUCACAAACCUAAAUUUUUAAGGAAACUCCGUCUCUAACUUAUCACUAAAAGGCUGUAAAAACUAGUAUUUUCUGUUAUUUUUGGCUAAAAAUUUCUAUAUUUGCUGAUUUUUAUAAUAAAAUCUAGCUUUAAAUUAGUCAAAAGUAUUCUGUGUUUCGUAUCUUACAAAUUUCGGAUUAGUUAGCUUAUGUACUUGAAAUCUAACCAAGUAAUUGACUUUAUUGAGCUGGAUGAUGUGCGAUGGGUAAGAUUUCAAAAAUGAAUAUUAAAAUUUUUUAUAAAAAAUAGCCAUAUAUUUUAUAAAAUACGGGAAAUAAUUGGAUGUAUAGUAAAGUAAGUAAAAUUUCAUAUUAUUAAACGUUGCAAAAUAAAUAAAUAAAUAAAAGUAAGGCAUGCUACAAAAUUAUAAAUUACUUGUUUUAUUGUAUAAGUCUUUGCACUUUUAUCUCAAUAUUAAUUUGACAUAAUGGUCAUUGCCAAAAAAACGUUUGAUUAAUUUGAGGCUUUUGACGUGGCACAAAAAGAAAAUAUUUGAGGUUUUUAAAGCUAGGUUUAUAUGUAGUGGAAUUUAUAGUUGUCAAAGAAGAACAACUUACAGGAGUUUGGCUGUAUAUGUCAAAGAUUUUAUGAUUUUGAAUAUUUGUAUGAUAAUGCUGUGUAAAAUACGGAAUUCUUUGCUAAUUUGAGUAAAGCAGUAGUAGACAGAGUAGUACCAGAGUAUAUGAUAAUCUUAAUAUCAAUCAAAAAUAAAUUUUAUAGGUCUAGGGUACGUCUAAGGAAAUAGGGUAUGUCUAAGGAAAUUGUUAAGGUAGGGCUUAAAAAUAGCUUCAUAUAGUUAUAUUAGAUUGCAGUUAAUAAGCUUAGUAUCGAUCAAAACUUGUAUAGGUUUAGAGAUGGAGCUAAGGAUACGUCAUGGUAAGUGCAUGAUAAGGCUUAACAAAUUUUUCGAAGUGAUUAAAGAAAAAGAAGUUAAGAAUAAGAUAAAGCAAGGUUUUUUAUUUUAGGUACAGUUAAAGUAAGGGGUGGGUAAUGGGCGUUAUUCUUGAAAUUAAUCACGGCAAUUUAGUAUAACGUAUGAUACGUAAUUACCGAACACUUUAUACUCAAUUUACCGUGAACUUUAUACUCGAUGAAACAUUUAUUGUGUCAUUCGAGCUCGUCGGGGCUUUGUCCUCCUGGAAAGAAGUUUGUCGCGGAAAACGUGAAUUCGAUGGAGCCGAAGGAAACAGCGGCGCGGAAACAAGAGAAGGCCGUCUCGGCCAAACUUUUACCUUUUGCAUCUGAUAUGAAUAUGAGAUUUGGGCACGGGGUGUGGGAAAAUUAAACGUGUUUUGUGAUCAUUGAGAAUUCAAAAAAUUCGGCUUGAAAUUGGAAAAAAAUUGGCUAGUAAUAGUUCUUCAAAUUUUGAUGAUUUAGAGCAUAUUUUUAUAGCUUUGUCUACUGUAAUAUUACAAUUAGUACUGUAACCUUAAUUUUUAAAGUUUUUCUUUAAUUAAAAAAAAUAACUUGUUUCAAAUUUUAGAAUAAAACAUCAAAAUACCACCAGAAGGUUCUCGAAACGAUGGGUUUAAUCCAAGACUUCAUCACAACAUACCGGUCGAACAGGAAAAUCUUACUGCUUAUCGUAUAUGUCGCUCUGUUUUUGGAUAACAUGUUAUUGACUACAGUUGGUAAGGGUUUUUUGUAAAAUACGUCAAAGGGCAUGACUUUUCAUGAUUAAGUUAUUUUUAAAAAUAAUUUUGUGAUUUUUGAAAAAAUUACUGUGGUAAGCAGUUUUUAAUAGUUACAGUAUUUUUUUGGCAAUUACUAUAUCUAAAAUGAUAUCAUGUUUUACUAAAAAGUUUAAAAAAAAUUAAAUAGUACUGCAUUUUUAUACUAAAAACUUCGAUUUCAGUACCAAUCAUCCCAGAGUACCUACUACGAAUGAGUCAUCCAAAUAACACUGAUGAGUUACUCAACAACAACAUAAAGGUACCGCCACAUCAUGGGCGUGGUAAAAGGGAGGUUGAUUGGAAAGAUUUAGGAGAGCUGGAUGAUACUUGGGAUGAGCCUGUACCUGGUAAUGGAAUGUUCAAUCCUGAUGAAAGUGAUGAGGAUUAUGUAAGUGUAACUUUUUUUUGAAUUUUUUAAAAGUUAUAUUUUGAAAGCUUUGUUUGUUACCUAUAAUGUUAUAUUAUAGAAACGUCUUGUCGUUUUAACGUAUUUUAUUGCUCCUAUUUCAGUACGAAACAACAACAAGAAGGUCCAAAUACAAAUCAAAGUCAAAAUCAAAGUCCAGAUCAAAGUCGAAGGGUAAAAGCGGGUCAGUCAAAGGCUACAUGUAUCCAGCGACGACGACAGAAGCAUAUGAUGAGAUAGAUGAACAGAAAUACAUCGCAGAAGCCAAACGAAGAAGACACGAGACAUUGGCAAAUGAAAAUGUUCAUGUUGGCUUUAUGUUUGGGUCAAAAGCGUUGGUACAACUGAUCGCUAAUCCUAUGGUUGGGCCUUGGACUAAUAAGUAAGUUUUUAAUUUUUGGCAAAAAAUUUUUUUACUUUUUUUUGAAUUUAAAAAAUUGUUAAAUUUUUAAAACUACAGUAACUUGUAAAAUUUUUAGGCUUAUUUUUACAAAAAAGAAUUUUUAAAAAAUGUUUGUUUUUUUUAAGUUUUAAAAUGAAAAAUAUUCAGAAUUGGCUACACGAUACCCAUGUUCACUGGCUUUGUUGUGAUGUUCUUAUCAACCGCAUUGUUUGCUUUUGGAUCAUCAUUCUUCACAUUAUGGAUCGCGAGAGCUCUACAAGGCGUUGGUAGUGCAUGUACUAGUACUUCUGGUGCGUUUUUUGAAAUUUUUUAAACCUGUAAACAUGAAAAUUCAAAAAAAAUUUUUUUUAAUUUUAUUUUUUAGGCAUGGGAAUGCUAGCUCAAGCCUAUCCAGAUGACGCUGAACGAGGCUCAGCCAUGGGCAUAGCCCUAGGCGGUUUAGCUCUAGGUGUCCUAGUAGGACCACCUUACGGUGGUCUACUCUACCAAUGGGCUGGAAAAGAACUCCCCUUUGUAUUACUAGCUCUAUUAGCCCUAAUGGAUGGUACUCUACAAUUCAUGGUACUACAACCAAAAGUUGAUCGAGGUGAACCGGAAGGUGCUGGACUGAAAGAACUAUCCAAAGAUCCGUAUAUUAUCAUAGCAGCUGGGUCAAUUACCAUUGGCAAUCUGGGUAUCGCCAUGUUGGAGCCGUCGCUGCCUUUGUGGAUGAUGGAGAGCUGGGGAGCUGGCUCUUUUGAGAGGGGAGCUGCCUUCUUGCCUGCUUCAAUAUCUUAUCUUAUUGGUACCAAUAUAUUUGGACCAUUGGCUCAUAAGAUUGGCAGAUGGCUGAGCACUUUUAUUGGACUGGUUGUUAUUGGAUUCUGUCUUCUUAUGGUAGGUUAUGAACUUUGAAAAGUGGUUUUUAUAACAUUGUUUUAUCCUUGCCCAAAAAAAUUCUGUUUUUUUUCUCCCACGCCCUGAUUUAAUAUUUUUUGACAUAGCUUGUCAUUUAUCUCCAAGGAAUCGUAUUUUACCUAAAAAAAAAUCAAAAAAUUCUUCAGAUUCCUUCGGCAACCUCAGUAGGCGGCCUGAUAAUCCCCAACUUCUUCAUGGGCUUCUCAAUCGGCAUGAUCGACUCAUCAAUGUUCCCCAUGAUGGGUUACAUCGUAGACCUCCGGCAUGUUGGAGUAUAUGGCUCUAUCUAUGCCAUUGCUGAUGCCGCCUUCUGUUUUGCCUUUGCUGUAGGACCAUUUAUCAGUGGUCCGUUGGUACGAUCAGUCGGAUUUCCAACCAUGUUGUACAUUAUUGCUUUCAUCAACUUUGCCUAUGCUCCAUUGAUGUUUGUGCUUAAGAAACUGCCAAGAACAUUGCCUGAGGAAAUGAAAGAAGCUAAGGAGGGGUUGGAGAACAACAAUAAUCAACCGGCUACCUUCAGUAUUCAAAAUGUAGGUAAAGACUAGGAAGUGGAGCAUAGAUAAGCUUCUAUUAGGUUGUUCAAAUAAUCGUGGGCCCAUAAUUCCGAAUAUUUGCUUUGGGGCACAUAAUUAUUUGAACAAUUUAACGGAAAAAAAGUUAAAAAUCUAAAAAUUGUUACCUAUUUUUUUUUAAUUUAAAAAUAAAAAAAUAUUUCAUUUAAAAAAAUUUUAGGGCCAUUCCCAGCCUCUAAAGCCAACGGUAGUCCACAAUACGAAUCCAUUUGCCCAUGAAGUUAUUCCUGGGCUGAAUGAUCCGUCGAUAAAAAAGCUAGCCACAUCUCAAGGUUAUCAAUAUGAUCCUUGGGAUGAGUAA